AUGGUCAUGCUGAAUGCUGAUGCGACGAUCGAUACGUUCCUUGAGUCGCUACGAACACUCAAAACCUCGAUAGAUUCCGGUGUUAUCGCUCAUAUUGCUUUCGUCUCUUCUCGGAUCUCUUCCAGGGUCGAUGCUUUGUUUUUGAAGAGCCAGCUUGGUCCAGACGAGAGGGACGCGUACCACAGAUCUCAAUGCCUUCCAGGAACACGUGUGAAAAUUCAGAAGGAUAUUGUAGAGUGGGCGUCAUCGUGCUCAGAUCAGAAUGUCUUCUGGUUACACGGCGUUGCUGGCUCUGGAAAGAGUGCAGUUAGUACAACUAUUGCGGAACACUUCCGUACCAUUUCCCGUCUCGGUGCCCAUCUCUUCUUUGAACGCGGGAAGAGUGAUCCCAGCACUGUCAUCUGGACGCUUGCUUAUAAGCUCGCCGCGUUUGAUUCUUCGGUAGCGAAACACGUCAGUAUAGUCGUCGAACAGGACGAAGAGAUUGCUCGGGCCACUGCUGCAAUUCAGUUUGAGAGUCUUAUUCAGGGCCCUCUCACUUUGGCUUCGGAUUCAGUGCAAGGGCCCGUUGUCAUUGUCCUUGAUGCAUUGGAUGAAUGUGGUGCGGAGGGAACAAGACGAUCACUGUUGGAUAGUCUUCGAAAAGGUCUCCCUUCUCUACCCAAGCGAUUCCGAUUCCUCAUUACGAGUAGGAAGGAAGUGGAUAUUAGUCACGCCUUAUCUUCCUUGCCUAACCACAUUGUUUCCGUUGAACUGGAACACGACUCGUCAAGAUGUAGGGACGACGUACUUCGUUAUAUUGAUCACGAGAUGCGCAACGUAUUCGCAAAAAACGAGCUGCUCAUUCCGGGCGAUUGGCAGUUGAAGAUGGAUCUUCUCGGAGGUGCGGCAGGUGGACUUUUCAUCUGGGCGUCGACGGUAGUGAAACUGGUGGAUUGCGAUGACCCAGUAAGGAAACUUGAGAAACUAAUCUCUCACUCGCAAGGCUUGUCUGGGCUCGACCAACUGUACGAUUCUAUUCUCAGAGGGUCACGCAUCUCAUUCGAUGACGAAGCGUCCAAGUCCCGAUUUUCACAGAUUCUUGGUUUCAUCCUUCUUGGCAAACUCCCGCUGACAGAUAAUAUGAUCGACAAGCUUCUUGAAUUUUCGGAUGACAGACCGUCACGACUUAUCCUUUCUCGUUUACAGCCCGUUCUCGUGUAUACCCCCGGAUCUCCUAUUCGUUUUUGCCAUACAUCCUUCCGAGACUACUUAUUGGCUCCGGAGCGCCAAAAAGAUCCCUGGUUCAUCGAUCUCGAGUCUCAAAAGGAGCUCGUAGCUUUACAAUGUUUCUAUGCCAUGAGUCACCAUCUCAGGUUUAACAUCUGCAACAUAGAGUCUUCGUACUGCUCCGAUCAUCAGAUCCCGGACCUCCCGGAUCGCAUCAGUGCUAAUGUUCCUCCGCAGCUGCCGUAUGCAUGUAUGUUUUGGCCACAACACCUAUACGAGGCGCAAUUCUCACACGAGUUACUGGACGAGCUGACAAGGUUCCUACAUAAUCGUUUGCUGUAUUGGCUCGAGGUGAUGAACCUCUUGGGAAGGAUCAAUGUUGCUAGCCCUGUGCUCCUUCAUGCCAUGAAUUGGGUCUCGUUGUACAAUGCUGACAUCCUGGCGUUCCUCAGGGAUGCACGCAGAAUGAUUACUAUAUACUUACCUGCAAUAUCGCAAUCGACGGCGCAUAUAUACGUCUCUUUCCUUCUAUUUGCAUCGAUGGAGUCGAAGUUCGUGUCACGUUACCUAAAGCCUGAUUUGCCUAUUGUAAAAGUAGAGCAUUUAGGCGAGAGCCAGCACUCACCGCUCUUGAAGGUGCUCACAGGACAUGCCAGGUGUAUCGCUUGUGUUGCUUUCUCGCCAAAUGGCGCCCGUGUUGCCUCUGGUUCCUGGGAUAACACAGUUCGCAUUUGGGAUGCUGAAAGUGGAGAUGUAAUUUCCGGCCCAUUGGAAGGGCAUGAAGACCAUGUACGGUCUGUCGCAUUCUCUCCCGACGGUGCACGCGUAAUCUCCGGAUCAGAUGAUAAGACGAUUAGAGCUUGGGAUAUUAAGGUCGGGCAAGUCAUUUCUGAGCCUUUCAAGGGACACACUGGUCCUGUCCACUCGGUCGCUUUCUCGCCGGAUGGGUUGUGUAUCGCCUCUGGAUCAGCCGACAGGACCGUCAUGGUCUGGAACGUUAAAAGUGGAAAAGCCGUUUCUGUGCAUUUCGAAGGGCACGUAGGUGAUGUGAAUUCUGUAGCAUUCUCACCUGACGGAAGACGCAUCGUCUCCGGCUCUGAUGACAAAACAGUUCGAAUCUGGGACAUUGGGAGCGGACAAACCAUUUGCAGACCUCUCGAAGGACAUACAGGUCGUAUCUGGUCAGUCGCUUUCUCUCAUGACGGUAGACGUGUUGUCUCAGGCUCUGCGGACAACACGAUCCGAAUCUGGAAUGCUGAACUCGGGCAAUCCGUUUCCGAGCCUUUCAAGGGGCAUGAAGAUGAAGUAAAUUCCGUUGCUUUCUCGCACGACGGGAAACGUGUCGUCUCCGGUUCUAGCGAUACGACUAUUCGAAUCUGGGAUACUGAAAACGGGCAGGUCAUCUCCACUCCUUUCGAAGGCCAUGCUCUUGAUGUUCUGUCCGUUGUAUUCUCUUCUGAUGGGACCCGUGUCGUCUCAGGCUCUAUAGACUACACAAUCCGAAUAUGGGAUGCUGAAAGUGUACAGACCGUUUCUGGACAAUUUGAAGGGCAUGCAUAUCAAGUAACGUCUGUUGCUUACUCGCCUGAUGGGAGACGCAUUGCCUCUGGCUCUUUCGAUGGUACAAUUCGAAUCUGGGAUUGUGACAAUGGAAAUAAUGUUUCCGGACCCUUCAAAGGGCACCUAUGGCCAGUGUGGUCCGUUGCCUUUUCACCGGACGGAGGGCGUGUCGUCUCUGGCUCCGCCGAUCGUACGAUCCGACUCUGGGACGUUGAAAGUGGGAGGAUAUUAUCCGGCCCUUUCCAGGGACACGAAGAUUCAGUUCAGUCUGUCUCCUUCUCGCCUGAGGGGACACGCGUUGUGUCUGGCUCAUGUGAUAAAACACUCCGAAUCUGGGAUGCCGAAAGCGGACAGAUAGUUUCUGGUCCUUUCAAAGGCCACGAGGGGGAUGUUCAGUCCGUCGCUUUCGCGCCUGACGGGAGAUAUGUAGUAUCCGGCUCUACAGACAAUUCGAUCAUACUCUGGGACGUCGAAAGCGGUAAUAUUUGUUCUGGGCUCUUGAGAGGACACACAGAUUGCGUUCAGGCAGUGGCUUUCUCACGCGACGGCACACAUGUCUCCUCUGGUUCUUCUGAUAAAACCGUCUUAGUAUGGAAUGUUGAGAGUGGACAGGUCGUGGCUGGGCCUUUCAAAGGCCAUACAGGCGAAGUUAAGUCAGUUGCCUUCUCUCCCGAUGGCACACGCGUCGUUUCGGGUUCCACUGACAUGACAAUCCGAGUCUGGGACGUUAAGAGUGGACGGGACAUCUUUCCACCUCUUGAAAGCCAUAUUGACUGGGUGCGAUCAGUCGACUAUUCGCCUGAUGGAAGACGGGUUGUUUCUGGCUCUCUGGAUCGUACAAUCAGAAUAUGGAACGUGGAGGAUGCUGUCUUCGAUUGGACUAUGAAUGAAGAUGGGUGGAUAUGUAGACACGGAAUGCUACUCUUAUGGAUUCCGCCUAACAUCCGGAGGACUCUUUGGCGCCCUCAAACUACUGCAAUGUUAAAUUGCGCAUUCUCGACAAAGCUGGACUUUACAAACGCUGCUCUCGGGGAACGAUGGCAGGAAUGCUUUGCCCGACUUGAGGAGGACGAAGUUAAGGCUGGAGAAACCUCUCCAACAUCCUCUCCUUCAGAAACGCCCGCAACAUCUUCUUAUUUCCUGCAUCUUGCCGUGCCGAUGUUGGAUAGCUUAUUGCCUUGA
Fomitiporia mediterranea MF3/22 is the source of this 3951-nucleotide messenger RNA. RefSeq names its product WD40 repeat-like protein. NCBI's taxonomy places the organism in Eukaryota, Fungi, Basidiomycota, Agaricomycetes, Hymenochaetales, Hymenochaetaceae. Gene Ontology annotation, molecular function: protein binding. The transcript is spliced from 5 exons. The record is from RefSeq and is a predicted model, not a curated record. Bases 1 to 3951 code for a protein of 1316 amino acids.